GCGGCGGUUGCGGCCACUUGCGGACUUGCGGUUUAAAAUACGUCAAAGGCGCCGCUAAUAACUUCAUUGGUGCUGCGAGCCUGCGUCAUUUCAUAACCAACUUAAACAAAGUAUAAUACGUCUAGCUGUCGAAACAAAUCAAAAUGUAUUUCGUAGACAGUGAAGAUGAAUUUGACUUUGAGGAACGGAAUUUUAUUCCUGUCCCAGAUAGUUUGAGGGCUGGGUCAGCUAAUACAUCUGCUUUGUCACCCGAGGUUGUGCUUCAUGAACACAACAAUGAAACUGUAGAAGCCAAGGAUACUUCAACUCAAUGCAUCACAGCAAGUUCUGCUACUGACAUAGAUGGAAGUUGGUCAAAAGAUAUUCUGUUUGAUGCUGUAAAUGAAAAUAGUAAUUGUCAAGUGGCUGUUGUUCCUAGAGAUGUUUCGUGCUCUGAUGCAGUUACCUCUGAGUCUGAGUCUUUGGUAUUGAACUCGUGUCAAAAUAAGCUUGAGAGAAAUGCUGACUUGACCCCUGCAGAUCUAAUGGAAAAGAACAUUUCUUUGUCCAAUGUACAAGCAAUAAAAUGGAACCCCCUACAUGCUGUUGAGGAGUCAAUCAAGGAUGACGGCCCUUUAUCUCUUCCAACGGAUUUCUCGUCAUCGUCGAGGAACGACUGGGUCAGGGGCGUGUCUCUUGCGGGAGAUCUGCCUUCUCGAUGCAGCAGCGCCCAAGGCAGCUACAGCGGCAGAAGCACUCCCGUCUCCUCGUCUCUCAGAGCGGGACGAUCUACGUUGUCCUUGUCGUCCCUCCACCAGCAGCGGAUGCACUCAUCGCAGUUGCUGCAGGAGCUGCGGCAGGCGGCGCUGCAGGGUCGCCCUGACGCCGUCACCAGCGUCCUCAAGACGGGCGUGUGUGUCGACCAGACGCUCAGGCAGGGAUGGACGGCUCUGAUGUUCGCCUGCUCAGCUGCCCAAGUCGAGGUCGUCAAGCUGCUGCUCGAUAACAAAGCUGAUCCCAACUUCCACAAAGAACUGUUCACUCCUUUGAUGGCCGCGUGUGCCAGCAGCGUCCGUGACAAGAAUAUUUCAACUGUCGGCCGCCAUGAAAACAACGAGCGAAAUGACAACGACAGCAACGUAGCUGGAAAUGACGAUGCCGCGAGCAACGUCAUCGAAGGGGCUGUGGGAAGCUCGACGGUGGCUACUACAGGAUCUGAAGCCCGCCUGCUGGUGUGUGUGGAUCUGCUGCUGAGGUACGGCGCGAAUGUUAACGCCGCCGAGCGUCACAAGAUCACGCCCCUCAUGUUCGCCAGCAAAGAGGGCAGGUCGGCCCUCGUGCGGCGCCUCCUCAGAUCAGGGGCUGUGCCGAACGCCAGGGAUAAUAAAGGGUGGACGUCCCUGUGCUGGGCGUGCCACGGAGGGCACGCGGCUUGCGUCCAGGAACUGCUCGCCGCCUCUGCUGACGCCGUCAUCAGCACCGAGCGUGGCCAAACCGCCGCUGACAUCGCCAGGGCCCAGCACCACUUUAAGCUAGCAGAAAUUGUUGAAGCUGCAGCGCUUGGGACUCCAAUAUCAGUACCAGAAUCGAUGCUCAGCAACUCCUCGUCGCCAAGCCAGGAUGCCCCCCAACAGGAGCACUGCUCCGACCUGGACAUGGUGCUUGCUGGCCUGGGGCUCUCUCAUCUCAGUCCACUUUUUGCUAAACACAAGAUCGACCUGGUGGGAUUCCUUCGCCUGAGUGCCGGGGAACUGAGUGACCUGGGUGUCGGGGAUGUGGGUGUACAACACAAGCUACUCUCCGCCAUCGCUGAGAUGCACAGGAAGGCCUGGCAGCCGUCCAGCAUCGCUCCUCUCAGUUCUGCUCCCUACAUCAGCUUGACCGACGCAAUGUCGAUGAUCGGCAACGUGAACAAGCACGUGAGCUUCUUGGAAGCAACUCUCGCAUUCCUACGUCAGCAACUAGAGUCUAGCGCCUCGUCAGAGCAUCUGCAUCACAACACGACCAACUGUUCCAUACAAACGCUCAUCAGCAGCACGCAGCAAGCGGCGGCCUCCAUCAAUAGACUGCACAGCACCACUCUCUUCCUAACUGCGCAUCUUCAGAAGAUAUCGGAAGAUGCUUCCCUCGCCCCCUCUGAUCUAUUGGUGGCAAGCGGUCCUGAUGCUCCCCGCGUGUGGGUGAAGACGGUGGGGGCUGGAGCUGCCGCCGGUGCUCUCCUCAUAGCCGCCCUCUGGUGGUUGCGUCCAUCUCUGGUGUCGUCUUUGGCGGCCGUUGCUGAACCACGAGCUGUCUUACUCGACUGCAAUUAAGAUUAUGUUUCGCAGUUACGUAUGGACCAAGUGUUGUCUUACUCGACUGCAAUUAAGAUUGUUUCGCAGUUACUUAUGGAACACGAGCUGUCUUACAUGACUGCUAUUGAGAUUAUGUUUCGGAGUUACUUAUGGACCAAGUGCUGUCUUACAUGGCUGCAAUUGAGAUAAUGUUUAGCAGUUUUGGUGGACCCUUAGCUUCCUACUGUACUGUAACUUGAAUUAGUAAAAUAGGAAAGUUUUUUUCAAAAGUGGAUAGAAGCUUCUAUCUUUGGCGGAUAGAAGCUUUUCUGGAACGGAAUCCUAGCUGUCUAGAAGAUACUUACUGAAAAUGUUUACACUUUACAGAUAUUUUUGUAGUGUACAGAUUAAGACUUCACUGGAAUGUAGUGGAACCGAAAAUUGGCCUGAUUCCGUUCAGAAAUGGAAGCGGGAUAUUUUUUGUUGAGUUUCCUGACGAAGGAAUUAUUUCUGUUGAAAAUUCGUUUUGACACAGAAUAUGUUUGUUUAAAUUGUGUUCUGACGCGGCAUCGUUUUGGCCCGUUAGUUACCUAGUUUAUGUACUUCAUUGUAAAUUUUGUUUUUAUUUGCUUCUCAGGGAAUUGGAAUGUAUUUGCAGCUCUAAGCUGAAUAUACCGCACUUCUUUAGCAAAAUGUAUUAACGAGGUUUAACUCGUUUUUGUGAUAUUAUUGUAUGCAAUUUAAACAACAUUGCGCAACCAUUUGAAAGGAAAAGUCUUCCAUAGCGAUAGAUUUGUAAUAAUUUACUUUGCUCUGCACUUAUUUUUCAUAACGUAAAACGGAAUAUACGUCCAGGGUUACUAAUUUUUAAGAUAGACUCGAUGAUUUGCAAAACUGUUGGAAGUUGGUCGCAAUUACUGCAGCGUAAUUUUUCUAAAGAUUUUGUUAGGCAACCGUUCUGGUAUUCAUUAGCUAGAAGGCUGUUAUAUCGUGUAUUACGUGAUGAGGCCUUGUCGAAAUUGAACGAUCGCAAGGUUUUUGUUUUUCAUCUAAAUUUUUGACUAAAAUC
This is a messenger RNA of Hyalella azteca, 3321 nucleotides long. Its product is annotated as ankyrin repeat, SAM and basic leucine zipper domain-containing protein 1. Bases 144 to 2291 code for a protein of 715 amino acids. The record is from RefSeq and is a predicted model, not a curated record. Lineage: Eukaryota; Metazoa; Arthropoda; Malacostraca; Amphipoda; Hyalellidae. Gene Ontology annotation, biological process: piRNA processing. The transcript has 13 exons. Gene Ontology annotation, cellular component: pi-body. Gene Ontology annotation, molecular function: protein binding.